Chaetomium globosum CBS 148.51 is the source of this 1824-nucleotide messenger RNA. RefSeq lists its product as uncharacterized. The coding region runs from base 1 to 1824 and encodes 607 amino acids. NCBI's taxonomy places the organism in Eukaryota, Fungi, Ascomycota, Sordariomycetes, Sordariales, Chaetomiaceae. The record is from RefSeq and is a predicted model, not a curated record. The transcript is spliced from 3 exons.
AUGAUCGUCUGCGACGGCGGCGAACAAGCAAAGCCGGCAUCUCCCCUGAGCUCCCCGAACUUGGCUCUCCCGAUUUUGCUGUGGGUUGGCCGGUUUCGGACUCAACCCGUCGGAGCGCUCCUCGUGACUGGACCGACCCAUGAGAGAGGGUCCCCAUCGCUGCUGAGCAUGGUGGAUCCCCAUGGCGGCAACCUCACCGGCUCGUCAGUAGUGCAGAAUCCCGCCAUGCCUCCUCCACUGCUUCGACGUUCUCGGCGAAGGGUGGUGGGUUUGAGUGGCCCCGUCUCCAGUUUGUCCGUCCGCGGUGGAGUAGUUGGGGAUUGCUUGUGUGGUAGGGCUGGACCCGCAUCAUUCAAUUACGAAGUCACAGCGGGCAUUGCUGGCAGCAACCUUGCCUGCCAGUCUGUCAAAACUGUUGCGGAUGGCGACGGCUGGAACGCCGGGAGAACAGAGAACUGUCGUACAACACCCGGACAACCCUGGGCCAUUCUUCCCAAGACAGCGAGGUGCUGCCGAGACCGCAAGGGUGCAAUUUCCACACAACCCAGUUUUUACGGCAAAACACAAAUUUUUCGGUGGAAGGAGGCAUCCGGAUGGAAUCUUGGCACUAUGUGUGGGGCUCCUGCCCAGACUCCCAGAACCCCCCAGGAUGCCUUGUGGGAAAGCCAGAGGCGCCAGGUGUUGUUGGGAGGAGUGCAGCACUGCCGCAGUCGUGCCCUCUUUCCCUCCUGCUUCGAGAGGACGCGUAGGACAGCCAGCCGCCAGAAGUCCACGGCGAAGUUCCAGGCCUCUGGUCCUCGUCCCAGCCUCGCGCAUCAGCAGCGCUCUACUGCCGAUAUGAGCAGCAGAAGCGUCAAAUUCCGGAGGGCCUCGCCCAACGGCUACGACCACCAACGGAGCGACUCGGGUUUCAGCGACUGCGAGAGCCGCGCCUCCAACCCCGAUCACGACUACCUCGCCCCGGGCUUCGAGGACCAAGGCCUCUACAGCAUCCGCCAGGCCCUCGACACGGCUCGCCAGGAGAGCGAAAAAUGGCGGGCGCGCGCCGAGGACGCCGAGGAGAAGCUCAAGGAGGUCCGCAAUGACUUCGAGCAGACCAAGGCGCGCAUGCGCGCAUUGACCAACGAGAUGGAAAUCGCCAACCAGGCCAAGGAGGCGCUCACCAAGACCAACAAGGAGCUCGUCGAGCAGAACGCCCAACUCCAGGAGACGGUCAAAGACCUGAAGAAGGCCAACCGCAAGAGCAGUGGCGCCUCCUCGCCCUCGGCCUCCAGCGCCACCGCCUCCGAAUCCUCCGACGAGAAGAAGGUGCGCCGCAGCGCCAGCAAGCGCCGUAAGGACCCGUCUUCGAGACCCGAGAAGGAGAAGGAGCGCGACCGUGGCCGGGAUAAGGAACGGGACAAGGAGCGCGAUCGCGAGCGGCACAAGGAGAGCCAGCGCGCCCUCCAGGAAGAGACAGAUCGCCUGCGCAAGCGCUUCGACACGCGCGGCGACGAGAGCGACGCCAAGAGCAGCACGACGGCCACCAAGAGUCAGCGCGGCCGCCACGAGAGCAGCUACAUUGAGCCCCUCGGCCACGGCGCUCCGAGGCCUGUGGCCGCGGUUCCCGCUUCCCCGUCACGGCCAUACUCGGCAUACCCGGCGUCCACCGCGCCGACUGCCUACUCUUCCACUCCCGCCUACGCGAGCAUCCGCGAGACCUUACCGCGCUCGCUCCACCCCGCCGUCUACGUCGCCGACGACUACAACAACUACGGCGCAGCGGACGACGAAGAUCCCGCCUACGCCCACCCUCUUCCCCGGUCUACCCGGCACGCGAGGUAA